This is a messenger RNA of Peromyscus leucopus (white-footed mouse), 3738 nucleotides long. RefSeq names its product cadherin 11 (gene Cdh11). Gene Ontology annotation, molecular function: calcium ion binding; cadherin binding. Gene Ontology annotation, biological process: cell morphogenesis; calcium-dependent cell-cell adhesion; multicellular organism development. Lineage: Eukaryota; Metazoa; Chordata; Mammalia; Rodentia; Cricetidae. The record is from RefSeq and is a predicted model, not a curated record. Gene Ontology annotation, cellular component: adherens junction; catenin complex; plasma membrane.
UUUCUCAUUCCUGCCACUAGCGCGCUCCGCGGCUCAUUCCGCGGCCGCCGCCAGCUGAGGGGAGCGUCGCGGGCCGAGGAGCAGAUGCCGCGGGGGCCGCUCGCAGCAGCCGCCGCCGACUUGUGAAUGGGACUCGGACUGGGGCCCGGGCUGACACCGCUGCGCACACCCAGUGCCAGGGACCGCCGGCCGGGAGGUCGCGUUCGCCCACUAGGGCUCCAGAAAUCACUGUGCUUUUGGCUUUGUGGCCCUGUGAAGACAUUCAUUUCUGUUGUUAUUUGUUGAAUGACCAAACAGAUGGGUGGAGUAUGUUAUAGGAAUUGGCAGCAAGUGUCCAAUGGGUGAAGAAGAAGCUGACUGGGGAAGUGGGCAGCCCUGACGUGAUGUCCUCAGUGAGUGAAGAUAACCCAUUCCAGAGGAGGUCUACUUGACACAUCUGGGCAGCCGCCAUCUGAAAGACUACCACUCUGUUGGUGUAGGGAGUGACAGCUGCAUUCUCCUGUGCCUACUGCAUAACCAAAAAUGAAGGAGAACUACUGUUUACAAGCUGCCCUGGUGUGCCUGAGCAUGCUAUACCACACCCAGGCAGUUGCCCUGGAGCGACGAAACCACCUGAGGCCCUCAUUCCAUGGACACCAUGAGAAGGGCAAGGAGGGGCAGGUGCUGCAGCGCUCCAAGAGAGGCUGGGUCUGGAACCAGUUCUUUGUGAUAGAAGAGUACACUGGGCCUGACCCUGUGCUUGUGGGCAGGCUUCAUUCUGAUAUUGACUCUGGUGAUGGGAACAUUAAAUACAUUCUCUCAGGUGAAGGAGCCGGAACCAUUUUUGUGAUUGAUGACAAAUCAGGGAACAUUCAUGCCACGAAGACACUGGACCGAGAAGAGAGAGCCCAGUAUACACUGAUGGCUCAGGCAGUGGACAGGGACACCAACAGGCCACUAGAACCACCAUCAGAAUUCAUUGUCAAGGUCCAGGACAUUAAUGACAACCCUCCGGAGUUUCUGCAUGAAACCUAUCACGCCAAUGUGCCUGAGAGGUCCAAUGUGGGAACAUCAGUAAUCCAAGUGACAGCCUCUGAUGCAGAUGACCCUACUUAUGGAAAUAGUGCCAAGUUGGUGUAUAGCAUUCUUGAAGGACAACCCUACUUCUCAGUGGAAGCACAGACAGGUAUUAUCAGAACAGCCCUUCCCAAUAUGGACAGAGAAGCCAAGGAGGAGUACCACGUGGUGAUCCAGGCCAAGGACAUGGGUGGACACAUGGGCGGACUCUCAGGGACAACCAAAGUGACGAUCACACUGACUGAUGUCAAUGACAACCCACCAAAGUUUCCGCAGAGCGUGUACCAGAUGUCUGUUUCAGAAGCAGCUGUCCCGGGGGAGGAAGUAGGAAGAGUGAAGGCUAAAGACCCAGACAUUGGAGAAAAUGGCUUAGUCACAUACAACAUCGUUGAUGGAGAUGGCAUAGAACUAUUUGAAAUCACAACGGAUUAUGAGACACAGGAAGGUGUGGUGAAACUGAAAAAGCCUGUAGAUUUUGAAACCAAAAGAGCAUAUAGCUUGAAGGUAGAGGCCGCCAAUGUACACAUUGAUCCGAAGUUCAUCAGCAAUGGACCUUUCAAGGACACUGUGACGGUCAAGAUUGCAGUAGAAGAUGCUGAUGAGCCUCCCAUGUUCUUGGCCCCAAGUUAUAUCCAUGAAGUCCAAGAAAAUGCAGCUGCUGGCACUGUGGUUGGGAGAGUUCAUGCCAAAGACCCGGAUGCUGCCAACAGCCCGAUAAGGUAUUCAAUUGAUCGUCAUACUGACCUCGACAGGUUUUUCACAAUUAAUCCAGAGGAUGGUUUCAUUAAAACCACCAAACCUCUAGAUAGAGAGGAAACCGCCUGGCUCAACAUCUCUGUCUUUGCAGCAGAAAUUCACAACAGACAUCAGGAAGCCAGUCCAGUGGCCAUCAGGAUCCUUGAUGUCAAUGACAAUGCUCCUAAAUUUGCUGCCCCUUAUGAAGGCUUCAUCUGUGAGAGUGAUCAGACCAAGCCACUCUCCAACCAGCCAAUAGUUACAGUUAGUGCAGAUGACCAGGACGACACAGCCAAUGGACCAAGAUUUAUCUUCAGCCUACCCCCUGAAAUCAUUCACAACCCAAAUUUUACAGUGAGAGACAACAGAGAUAACACUGCAGGAGUAUAUGCCCGUCGAGGAGGGUUCAGUCGGCAGAAGCAGGACUUUUACCUCCUACCCAUCGUGAUCAGCGAUGGUGGCAUUCCACCUAUGAGUAGCACCAAUACCCUCACUAUCAAAGUCUGUGGAUGUGAUGUGAAUGGGGCACUGCUGUCCUGUAAUGCUGAGGCCUACAUCCUGAAUGCCGGCCUGAGCACUGGGGCCCUCAUCGCCAUUCUUGCUUGCAUUGUCAUUCUCCUGGUCAUUGUUGUAUUGUUUGUGACUCUGAGGAGGCAAAAGAAAGAGCCACUCAUUGUGUUUGAGGAAGAAGAUGUUCGUGAGAACAUCAUAACCUAUGAUGAUGAAGGAGGUGGUGAGGAAGACACAGAAGCCUUCGACAUUGCCACCCUGCAGAAUCCUGAUGGUAUCAAUGGAUUUAUCCCUCGCAAAGACAUCAAACCUGAGUAUCAGUACAUGCCUAGACCUGGGCUGCGACCAGCACCCAAUAGUGUGGAUGUAGAUGAUUUCAUCAACACAAGAAUACAGGAGGCAGAUAAUGACCCCACGGCCCCUCCGUAUGACUCCAUCCAAAUCUAUGGUUAUGAGGGCAGGGGUUCUGUGGCAGGGUCCUUGAGCUCCUUAGAGUCUGCCACCACAGAUUCAGACCUGGACUACGACUAUCUACAGAACUGGGGACCUCGCUUUAAGAAACUAGCAGACUUGUAUGGCUCCAAAGACACUUUUGAUGAUGACUCUUAACAAUAAUGAUACAAAUUUGGCCUUAAGAACUGUGUCUGGCAUUCUCAAGAAUCUAGAAGAUGUGUAAACAGGUAUUUUUUUAAAACAAGGAAAGGCUCAUUUAAAGCAAGCAGAGUUUUACAGAGAGGAAACAUUUAAUAAAACUGCAAGGACAUUGAAGUGGUAAAUACUGUGAAGUACCUUUUCCCACUAAAAAAAGCAAAUAUUGAAGUUGUUUAUCAACUUCAUUAGAGAAAAACCACUUGGCACACAAAAUAUUUAAAUGAAGGAAAAGUCUACAGUGAACUUACAAUGAAGGGAAAUCGUCUAUGUGUUAUGAACAUCUAAGUCUCUCUUAUUUUAUUUUUUAAUUUGUCAAAGAAGCUUCCACAAAAUUAGAAAGGACAACAGUUCUGAGCUGUAAUUUCGCCUUAAACUAUGGACACUCUAUCUGUAGUGCAUUUUUAAACUUGAAAUAUAUAAUAUCCAGCCAGCUUAAACCCAUACGAUGUAUGUACAAUACAAUGUACAAUUAUGUCUCUUGAGCAUCAAUCUUGUUACUGCUGAUUCUUGUAAAUCUUUUUGCUUCUACUUUCAUCCUAAACUAAUACGUGCCAGAUAUAACUGUCUUGUUUCAGUGAGGAGCACCCUAUUUCUAUGUCAUUUUUAAUGUAUCUAUUUGUACAAUUUUAAAGUUCUUAUUUUAGUAUACAUACAAAUAUCAGUAUUCUGACAUGUACGGAAAUGUUACAGCAUCACACUUAUAUUUUAUGAACAUUGUACUGUUGCUUUAAUAUGAGCUUCAAUAUAAGAAGCAACCUUUGAAAUAAAAAAAAGAUUCUUUUUUAA